CACAGAUAAGUUUAGAAGGCAGUGCAGCUCACAAGUUCCUUGAAUAAGCUGUAUUCCUACCACCUUUUUUCCCCCCCUGUCAGAAACGUCUGAGCCUCACACAGGAACCAGGCUCACAUUGUUCAAUAGCCACGGACGUUUCCACAGUAGCUGGGAGGGCCGAAAGCUCUUUCCGCUCUUUGUUACAAAUAUUUUUUUUAUUUUUUCCUUCCUUCUUCCAACUUUCCAGUUAAAGACUAUUGCCGGGGAAUUUCUGAAGURAUUCAGGCUGAGCUUUAGAGAAAAGAACAAGAGACAGGUGUAACUGGGUGGGAAGGAGCCCAGGAUGCUGGUGAAGCUGCUUUUGCUGGUCUGUAGCACAGGAGGACUGGCAAAGCUGGUGGAACACACAGCCCAUCAUGGACACGCUGAUGUUUCUGGGCACAGCCUAAWGCCACGGGUUCAUGAGACCUCUGCACACCCCCAGAGAACUCCUCUGGCACGCCAAGAAGAAGGUUACUGGGAGGCAGAAGGCCUCAGGGAGGAUACUCCAGAUUACCCUUCCAGUGUGAUCUCCUCACAUCAGGAAGAGAGAGGGGAUUUUGAAGCUGUGAGCCCACAGUCCCGGAAUGGGAACUGGUGUUCCUUCAYGCAGUCCCGGCUGGUCACAUACAUAGAAGCCUGCAUGAAGGAGAAGUACAUUGUCAACUCCCAACAGCCCUGUCCAAAUGGAGCCCCAGAAUGCCAGAAGAUCAUGUACAGGACAGCUCUGAAGCCAGUCUACCAAGUGAAACAGAAGCUUCUGAAGUCUUUGCAGUGGAAAUGCUGCCCUGGAUUUAUUGGCAAGGACUGUGAACAGCGUGAUCCUAAUUUUAUUCUGGUGCCAGGACCUGAAACUGAAGGACAAGAAGAAGAGUUCUCAAACCACAUGUCAACAUCAGUGGAUUCAAGAGAAAUGUUCGAAGUCAUUCAGAAUCAUGAGGCUUUACUGGAUGAUCUUCAAAGUGAUAUUCAUCAAGCAGCCAGCACCUUAGGUGACUUUCAGAGACUAUUUGAGAACAACGGUACAAGCAUGGUGUUAGAAGUGAACCAGAGCAAUUCAGAUCCUCAGGAAAGGCUUCUGCAGCAAGUUUUGUUCCCUCAUGUGGAGAAUUUUCUAAGGAAACAUUUUAACCCAGUGUGGGCAAGCUUCAACAGAAGCUUACAGAACCUCUCCAACAUUGUAAGAAACCUGUCACAUGAUGUGGAAGCCAACAAAAAAAGCAUAGAAAGAUUCCAAGAGAGCACUGUGCCCAAGAAGGAAUUCCAGGAGCUGGGUACUAAAUUUGAAUCAAAARUCCAAGAAAACACAGCRAAAGUUGAUCAGGUGAAAAGAGAUAUAGAGAACCAWGUGCACAUGCAGCAGGCUAAUAUUCACUAUAAUCUCAGCAUGAUCAAGGCAGAUACCGACACAAAACUCAAGAAGCUUCAAAAGAUACAGCAAUCCCAUUUCUCAACUUUGAACAACAGCGUAGCAAACAUGAAACAUGAACAAAACCUUCUUGAAAAUAAGUUGGAGGCUUUGAAAAGAAAUUUAACACAACUCUCUUCACAUCGUGGUCCCAAAGAUGAAAACAGCCAAUUAACCAUCCUACAAAUAAAUGAAAUUCUGUCAGGCCAUGCAAAGCAGCUUAAAGAACUUUACAUGGARUCAGAUGUGGCCUUCCAGAAUAUUGUAGUUUUAGAGAGGUGGUUUAAGGAAUUAAAGCAAAACAUCUCAAAAUUCAGGCCAGAAGAUCUUACAAUAACUUUAGCUGAGAAAUCAAUUAUCAUGGAAGAAAACAACGCAGCAAUGGAAAGGCAGAUAGCAGAGGUCAACUACACUCUCUCAAACCUUCGUGAAAACUACUCAGAUCUGCUGAGGUACAUGGAGGAAUGUAAUUGCCAAAGAGUAUCUUCUGACACUGAUGGACUGGAGGAAGACACAAGGAAUAGCACUUAUUCCCUUGAAAACACCCAGUCCAAGGAUAUGAAGCACUUAGAGUCAGUUCUCAGAGAUCUCUUCAAGAGUGAAAUUGAAGAGCUCUCCUCAGCUAUUCCWUCCAUCCAUCUGUCUCUUAGCCUCCGUCAAGCAGAGAACAGACAGCUUCAGUCCCAGGUUACAGCUUUUUCAGAAGACAUAGGCUUGUUGAAGAAGAAGGAUGAAGACAUUCAUCGACACAUCAAGUAUCUCAACAGUUCUUUCAGCUCUCUUUUGAAAGAUGCAAUGCGACACGAAGAAGCACUGGAGGCUUUACUGAGACACAAACUUCUGGAUCUCUUUUAUGAAGAUGAUUUUAGUAGCCUAGUACCAUCAGUAUUUGAGCUGCAAGAAUCUCUCAAACACAUCUCAGAUCAACUGCAAGAACAAAACAUGACUUUAUCAUCCCUUACAAGGAGAUUUCAUCCCUUGGAGAGAGGCCAACAGAACAAGCACGACGCUCCUAAGCACCCCAAGGAGGAAACACAAACAUCCUCUACUCUACAUGAGGUCAGCAGUCAACGCAGCAUCAUAGAACACAUGGAACCUAACUAUGAGGCUGCCAAAGAUGACUCCUUGGAUAGCUCAGCUUAUAAUGAUAUCAUGACUCUGAAGAAUGAUAUCAAACACCUGAGCCUGGCAAUCCAGAGGCAUGAAUCCAGAAGUGACGUGAAUCUCUGCUGCAAUCAAACAAUAACAAAUGCAAUUGAGCCGCUCAACAUUUCUGUAGAAACUCUCUCUGCAGAUUUAGCAACCAUCAAGCGGAAUCUGGAGGGACAUCUCCUAACUUUUAAAAAGCUGUUUGGGAGUAAUGAAGAAUUAGUUGCCUCAAAUACGAGUCUGGAUGUUACAAAGAUUCAGUCAAUGCUGAACAGAAAAGGGAGAAGGCAACACAAAGGUCAGGACAAGCAAAGAGACAAGAAAAGGCCUGAGAAGCACAGAGAAAAUACACAAACGAUUAGUGGAAGAAAUACAGCUCAGACAGAACUUGUGGAAAAAGACUCAUUGGUGGCAUUCCACGUGGGAUUCUCAGAAAGAAAGGAUAAAGGAAAAACUGUGAGGUUUAAUGAAACAUACCUCAAUUAUGGAAACAGCUAUUUCUCUGAACACGGCCACUUUAAAGCACCACACAAAGGUGUCUACCUGUUUGUCAUCUCGGUGGAGUUCAGCUCAGGACCAGCACUGGGACAACUCUCCUUCAGCCGUGGGUACAAAAGAACUCUCUCGAGCAGUCAGAGGAAAACACCCCAUGGAAACACCAUGACAACUUUYGCUAUAGCAGAAAUGGAGAAGGGGGAGACAGUGUGCUUUGAAUUGCUGCACGGCUCUGUAGUGAAACGAAGCCCACCUGGGACAACUAUGGGUGGAUUCCUAAUAUCUAAAACUUGAAUCGUGAUAUUUAUGUUUUAUUAAUCUCUCUCCAUAGAUGCAAAGGAUGCAUUCACUAUUGCUUCAUCUGUGAUGUAUUCAAUGCUACURCAUGUGUUUAAACAUAGCAUUCCCUAGGUUUGUCUUCAUGCUUCUUUUCUGGGARUGUUUGGCUUUUGAUUAGUUGCUUGUGAGCAGCAAUGGGAUUUUCUUUCAAGUGAAAAACUAAGCRUUUGAAUUCCAAAUGCAUCAGCACACACAUUCCCAAAUCCUUCCAAGGUGAGAACUGCACAUAUUUUGURGGAUCUUCUUCACUUAGAACACAAAUUUGUCCUUUCCCCUAAAUAUACUCCUAUGGCACAUACUCCCACCAGUGGCAAGGAAAAGAUUUUAGGAAGGACUGCGUAUAGCAACUCUCAUAUUAUGUGAAUGGCACCUUAAAACCCAGAAGCCACAGCAAUUUUACCUUUUACCUCGCUGUGGACCACAGACUAUCUUGGAAACUUCUYCAGCUCACUCCAGUGUUUCCGUCAGUGCAUAACAGGAACACUAGGAUUGGUCAAAUCCAGUAAAAUUCACUCUACUGCCAGUAUUGGCAAGUAAGGAUCUUGUAAAUGGCACAGUCUGUUUCUGGGCCUGUGUUGUAUUUCAACUACUGCAAAAGUUUAAAACAUUGUUAAGAUUAAUUACAUUUACAGUUAGACACAGUUAGGAAAAUGUCAACAAUAUUUUUAAAGUAUAAGCGAAAAUGAAGUUUAUUUCUAAAGUUAAUCCUGAAGAUUACCACUAAUUCAGCCCAGAGUUCAUUAUUUAGUAAAUGUUUUAAAUCCAAGCAAACAAAACCAACACCAAAAAGCAAGUUUGUUGGUCUGUUGUCACUGCUGAAUAUAAAUUUGUAAUUAGAAUAAACCAAAGAGAACAACUUUUGAAAUGUGGAGGGAUUUUUUUUUUUUUUUUUUUAAUUUCCAAAACCUCAAGGUGACCUUGUCUGGUCAUGUCUUAAACUUUUCUUCUGUCAAAUAAAACUUCCCGAAGAUUUCUACUUUAAAGAAAUUAAAGUAUUGUGGUAUUUUUGUCUACCUUAAUAUCUUACAAAGCAGUAUUAUAACAAUCAAAUUUGCCAAAAUGAAAUGCACUUUGAAAUAUUUUUGAUUAAGAUGCAAAUCCUUAUUUUGUAAAUUUCACCCUUUUAAGGAAGCAGUUUU
Molecule: messenger RNA, 4551 nt
Organism: Malurus melanocephalus (red-backed fairy wren)
Lineage: Eukaryota; Metazoa; Chordata; Aves; Passeriformes; Maluridae
Gene: MMRN2
Product: multimerin 2
Exons: 7
Coding region: 326-3367 (1013 amino acids)
Biological process (GO): negative regulation of vascular endothelial growth factor receptor signaling pathway; negative regulation of cell migration involved in sprouting angiogenesis
Molecular function (GO): protein binding
Source: RefSeq, a predicted model, not a curated record